GAUACAUAUAUGCAUUAAUGACAUUAUUAACGUAUAAACUCAAUGAUAUGGUAAGUGGUAGUAGUAAUAGCAGCAGCAACAGUAGUAGUAGUAGUAGUAGUAGUAGUAGUAGUAGUAAUAGUAGUAGUAGUAGUAGUAAGCUCUGAAAAGGAAAUGCUAAAAGAAGAAGGGAGGACAGGGGGCCCAGAUCCCAGAUAAAGCGGUUGACCCUCGCCCCUUCAAUGACCUGCGAGAUAUCGUUAGACUGAAAAUCACUGACGACGUAUGUACCACAGUCAUAUGUGUGUUCGUCGACCAGCAAACAAGCCAUGGUGCUGAUCAUAGUCUUAAAAAUAUUUCGAAACGGAUAAACAGAGGAUGUUACUCGCAUGAGAACGCGUAUUGAAAAUAUUCGGUUCGAUAGAUAAUAAAUUCAAUUUAUUAUAAAAUUUUCAUAUAAUUUUCUUUUUCCGUUUUCUCUCUCUCUCUCUCUCUCUCUCUCUCUAUUCUCGUAAUCUCAAACAUGCGAGCUCUUUACAAAUAUUUUUUCCUCGUAUCUUAUUGUUCUUUGAUUUGCCACGCCGAGGAUUCCAAAGUUGAUGCCAAAGAAGCGAAACAAAUCGCCGCUGGUGAAAAACGUCUUGGAGAUCAUAUUCGUGCGAUCUUGAAACAUUAUCAGCAAUAUGAUCCAGUUGGAUUACCCGGUGCUCCAAUACCCGAUCCCAUGCCAGUGCCGGAUAUGAAACAUUCUUUUUCCAUGUAUACCAUGAAUUUCAAACAAAUCAACGUUUAUGGAUUAUCCAAAUUUCGUAUUGAACAUAUCAAAUCUGAAUUGGCAUUGAUGCAGGUUUCAGCCGCAUUGAGUAUUACGAGACUCGACAUUCGUGGAUUGUAUACUCUUGCAUCCUGGCUUUCAAGAUCAGCUGGCAAUUUUACUGUAAUAUUAACAGGAGUAAAUGUCGAAGGUGUUGCAAGAUUAGAAGUUGGAGUUGAUGGUAAAUUACAAGCACAAAACAUCGACAUGGAUUUAACUUUCGAAAACAUCGAUAUGGACUUCAAGAAUCUUGGCUUUUUGGGAUCCGUUUUUCAAGGUGUUAUCAAUUCUGUAGGCGCUUUUAUAUUCGACAGUAUUAAACCAUUUAUUUUGAAGGAAGUUAAUACUAAUAUGAGAGGGGAGGUGAACAAGCAGAUAUCUCAGUUACCACAGUAUUUCCCAAAUUCGAUAUCACCGUUCGACAUGGCAGUAGCCGAGGGUCGUAGACAAGUUUCACAAAUGGGUUACGAUCCAUUUAAGGUAAAGGAUUAUAGUCAAAGCGUUGGUAUUUUUACCGUGACGUCAUCGCACACUUGGAUCACCGGAUUGGCAAGUUUCUAUCGUAUGGGUAACAUCACGCUUACCAUGGAAAAUGGGACCGUAUAUGCGGUUUUGGAUGUUGGAACACAAGAGAUCGAGGGAAGAACGCAUUGGGAAGUAAGCGUAAUUGGUGGCGUCCUGUCGAGAGCAGGUACAGUGUCCUUCACCGUUCAAUAUUUCAGAGUUCAACUGAAUUUAAGCCAACCACUUGAUACACGUAAACGACCAACUUUGGAAGAACUCGAUUUGGAAUUGGGUAACAUACAAGCGCGAAUACAUGGUGCCGGUACUCUUGAUUAUGUUAUGGAAGCGAGCAUCAAUAUAAUACCAAAUCUUUUAAGGUAUCAAAUAAUGGAUGCGAUCGAGGGACCUCUCAAGAAAAGAAUACAAGAAGAAUUGAAUAAAAUAGACGUCGAAAAGCUUAUUAAUGAAAAAAUACCGGAAAUAGAAGAACAAGCCAGACUGAUGCAAGGAUUAUCUCCACCCGAUGAAAUUAUCUUAGAAGAUCCUGUACCUUCACAAGUUCCAGAUGAUCUAACUCCGUUCUCUGAAAGCGAAGAGGAACGAGGACCUUCGUAAAUAUCAAACGUAAAUACAAACUGAGAAAAACACAGACAGAGAGAGAGAAAGAGAGAGAGGGAAAGAAAUAAAUAUAUACAUAUAUAUUUUGUUUGAAAGAAACUUUGAGCUUCAUAAGAAAAAAAAAAAAAGAUACAUAACAUAUAUGAUGCCUACAUUUUGAGAUUAAUAUAAAUUCUGUUUUUCUAAUCAGGCGUGGCUUUUUGCCAGACAAUUACUCUCUAUGUACUGCAGUACAUACAAGUCUAUGCAGUCAGUACAUAAUGUAAACCUAUGUAACAGGUACGGAAAUGAUUAAAAUAAAACAUCCAAGUGUGAUUCAAGUAACGAAUUAUCCGAGGAUGUGAUGUAACAUACUCUGCUUGUAGAUAAAUUAUACGAGAAACGUAGUUACGUAAGAAGAAAAUCAAAUUUGGUAUGUGAUGUUAAUUGUCAAUAAAAAUUAACAUUUUCAAGAUA
Messenger RNA from Vespula vulgaris, 2371 nucleotides. RefSeq lists its product as uncharacterized. The transcript has 6 exons. Gene Ontology annotation, molecular function: lipid binding. The coding region runs from base 503 to 1912 and encodes 469 amino acids. The record is from RefSeq and is a predicted model, not a curated record. Lineage: Eukaryota; Metazoa; Arthropoda; Insecta; Hymenoptera; Vespidae.